This is a messenger RNA of Hyaloperonospora brassicae, 393 nucleotides long. NCBI's taxonomy places the organism in Eukaryota, Oomycota, Peronosporomycetes, Peronosporales, Peronosporaceae. The record is from the annotation of a GenBank genome assembly.
AUGGAAUUCAAACCGUCCGUAGAACCUGUUCACAUACGCGAAGUUUUGCGCAUUGUUGGACUUCGGAAAGUCAGCACACCUGCGAAUGGCAAUUGCUUAGCGAUUGCUCUUGCCCAAGCGUUUGCUGAGUCUGCUUUGGCCGCUCCCGCUAUGGACCAAGAGCUUUUUACAGCGGCACUCAAACGGGGCAUCAAGUCUACAGGGCUUUUGAACUUGGAGGAUCAGCUUCCUCACGACCUGCGUGUUCAGGCACUCAAGAAUGUGGGCCACGGGGAGGGCGACGAUGAUGCGCAAAGAGUCGGCCUCGCAACUACGCUGGUUCUUGGCGGACUACGCGGCUACCCCUUCGGAUCGGACCUCGCCGGUGCCAGACAACUGUUAGGGGGGCAGUGA